Bipolaris zeicola 26-R-13 is the source of this 378-nucleotide messenger RNA. RefSeq lists its product as uncharacterized. The coding region runs from base 1 to 378 and encodes 125 amino acids. The transcript is spliced from 2 exons. The record is from RefSeq and is a predicted model, not a curated record. NCBI's taxonomy places the organism in Eukaryota, Fungi, Ascomycota, Dothideomycetes, Pleosporales, Pleosporaceae.
AUGCAAUUCACCACCAUCCUCUUCUGGGCUGCCCAAGCUGUAGGCGUCUUCGCAGCUCCCCACGCCGGCAAUGAGGGCGAAGCCCCAGACUUCGCCAACUCCUCAAUCCCACCCCCAAACACACCAUGGAUGAGCUUCACCGACAAAGCCAGCCCACUCUCCCCCCGUGGCUGCGUUUCAACCGCUCCAUACGGCUGCGAUCUUGGCAAAAAGCGAUGCUGGAAGGUCUGUGGUGAUGGCGGCCAGUGGUGCUGGACCGCUCGCGGUGACGGAUCUGGAGACUGGUACGGAUGCACCGACUGGGGCUCGUGCAACCAGCAGCAGUCUUGCGGCAUUAACUGCCACAACCCCAAGGAGUGCGGCUGCAACUGCGGUUAA